Messenger RNA from Dimorphilus gyrociliatus, 823 nucleotides. Lineage: Eukaryota; Metazoa; Annelida; Polychaeta; Dinophilidae. The record is from the annotation of a GenBank genome assembly.
GAUGGAAACGGUUGAUACUAGCGAAGUUAGCUCCGUAACAUCAGUUAUGGGCGAAAGAAAUAUACCAGAACGCGAUGUAAUUUAUUUUAAAAAUGUCUUUAAAGAGAAGUUUUACAACGGUGUACCGUCCGGUUUAAUUCUUCAUGGGAUUAAUUUGAAAUGCUACCGUGGAGAAUUAACAUCCCUAAUCGGUUUAGGAGAUAAUUCUGGACUCGAAGAAAUCUUGGAACUGAUCGCUGGCUCCUCGAAACCGUUAGAAGGAACAAUCAGCGUUCUAGAGGAACCAAUGAAAGGGCUAGACUAUAAUGAAUCGUUAAUAAUAUGGGAAGUUCUAAAGGAAGCCAAAUUUAAUAGAUCAAUAAUAAUUACCUGUAAAAAUUUUGAUGAAAUUGAAGGAAAUGCUGAUAGAGUUAUUGUUUUAGAAGCUGGCGUGGUUAGAUGUUGCGAAGAUGUUUCUGAUUUAACUUUUAAAAAUGGUAUUGGUUAUGAAAUUACUAUUUAUGGUAACGACGACUUUUCAUUAAGAAUAGAUAAAAUAGACGAACUCUUUAGUAAAAACUAUCCUGAUGCAAUCAUUGUCAAUAAGAACUAUCUUGAACAUCGUAUAGUCGUUCCAAACUUAAAUGGUCUAGAGAUGGCGAAUAUUUGUAAAACCUUGGAAAAAACUCCUGAAUAUAAUAUAAAAUCUUUUGACAUAUCGUUCAAAGGUAUUGAAGAAGUUAUUAAAGAGCGUAAAGAAUCUUUAAGUGAAUAUAGGGGUUCAUUGUCCUUAGAGCGUUUCCAAUUGAACAACAAUUUUCAAAGUAUUUUUAUAGCGUUAUAA